Sitophilus oryzae (rice weevil) is the source of this 662-nucleotide messenger RNA. Its product is annotated as galectin-7-like. The record is from RefSeq and is a predicted model, not a curated record. Lineage: Eukaryota; Metazoa; Arthropoda; Insecta; Coleoptera; Curculionidae. Gene Ontology annotation, molecular function: carbohydrate binding. Bases 75 to 542 code for a protein of 155 amino acids. The transcript is spliced from 5 exons.
GAGUAAUUUUCUCACAGUUUCAAUAAAAUUGUAUUUGCGAUUGAUUGAAGUCAAUAAUAAAAAAUAAGGAAAACAUGGCCCAUAUUUCUGCUAUUCCUGAUGGAAUUAGACCCGGACUAAACAUAACCAUCAGAGGACAAGUCCAGCCAACAGGGGAAAAAUUUAGAGUUAAUCUACAAACUGGGGAGGGUAGAGGCCCUAAAGAUAUUCCUUUUCAUUGCUCCGUAAGGCUGAAUGAAGGUGUAAUUGUGAGAAACAGUAAAAGCAAUAAUGUUUGGGAUACAGAAGCUAGAGAUGGAUCUUUAAGCCUUCGUCCGGGACAAAGAUUUGUGAUAAAUAUUUCUGUUGAAGUUGAUAAAUAUGUUGUGUCAAUCAAUGGUCAAUUUUUCUGCGAGUACCCACACAGAAUCCCUCUGAACCAAGUGAGCCAUCUUAGCGUUUACGGUGACUGUUCUGUAGAAUCUGUUACGUUUAAAGCCAGACAACCUUCAGAGCAACGUUUCCUUACCACAACAACUGAGUAUUUAUAUUCUGCUGUCUGAAAAUUACAUAAAUUCGGAGCGUUUUAUAAUUAAAGAGUACCUAUUAUUAUCUAGCAACAGAUUUAACUAUUCCGUAAAAUGUUAUAUUGAAAAAAUAAAAACUUCAUUCUUUAAAAUAUA